UCCCGUCGAGCUAGAGCAAUCACGUCCGCCGCCAGUCCUCAGCUUUUCUCCUCGACGCCCACAAUGCCCAGAGAAAAGCAGGUCUUCAAGAUAAAGAAGGCCCUCAAGGGUGCCGCUCGCCUUCCAAAGCGCGUCCGCAUCUCGGGUGGUCAGGGAGGUGGCAGGAACAACAUGAAUCCCAUGCCUGGCGAGCUGCCCAUCGUCCUUCUGCGUGUACAGGUUAUUCGCUGCAACAAUCUGCUCGCGAAGGACAAGAAUGGGACCAGCGACCCGUUCGUUGUCGUCUCACUCGCGCGGAACAAGAAUUCUACGCCAGUGAUCAAGAAGACACUCAACCCGGUUUAUGUGGCGAAAGAUGCGACAUUCGACUUCCCAAUCUAUCUGUCCCUCGUUGGCAGGCUUGGCGUGCUUGAACUGAUUGUUUGGGAUAAAGACAUGCUCAAGAAGGAUUAUCUCGGGGAGGCUUCUCUUCUGCUCGAAGAUUGGUUCAAAGAAGGAUCUCCGAAGGAUUUUGAUGAUCCAACCACUGAACCCAUCACAGUCAACAUCACGUCCACGCGAGCGCGCACAAGUGCCUCCGGUUCAAUUCAAGUGAAGCUCGGCUUCGCACGGCCGGAGAACGUAAAUCACACAUUGAGCUUCGACGAAGUCUAUGAAGAGCUCUUACGUCGUACGCGAAAUGCACGCAUGAGCUUGGUCUCUGCUCCGCCGACGGAAGGUAUUGGAACUGUCCGCACUACCGACGCGAUCCCUGCGUACGAAGAUGACGGUCUCAGCUCGGAUGAAGACGAAGAGGAAGACGAAGAGGAUGAGCGUGACGACGAGACAGCAAUACCGAUUGAAGUCCAACUGUCUCCUCCUUCCACACCUUCUCUCCCUCCACAACCGUCUGAAAACGAGUCUGAGACACCUAAAGGAGCAACGGCCCCCGUUCCUGGUGUGAAUAUUGUCGCGCCCUCCCCGAUUACGCCAACGACUACUCCAGCGUUGCCGGUCUCAGGUUCUAAGACCUCUCUGGGUGCUAAGAUACCACGUGUUUUCAAGAACAAGAAACGCCCAAGUCUCCAGUCUGCCACUUCAACAGAUUCUAGUGCUAGUAAUCUUACUUCGUCAGGUGCGCCUUCCCCAUCCCCCACGUCUCUAUCUCGGCCGUCUACGCCCGGUACACCGUCUGCAAUUCCCAGUUCGGCAAAGCGAUCCAAAUUCAAGCGUAAAUGGCGUACUCGGAGUGGAGAUUACAAUUUCAACGCCUCAAAUGAUAUCCUCGGUAUUGUCAUGCUUGAAAUUAAGAGCGCAGAAGAUCUCCCAAAGUUGAAGAAUAUGACUCGGACAGGCUGGGACAUGGAUCCGUUUGUUGUCAUUUCCUUUGGCAAGAAGGUCUUCCGUACACGUGUUAUCCGGCAUUCUCUAAAUCCUCAAUGGGACGAGAAGCUCGUGUUCCCGGUUCGGCGAUACGAAGCAAAUUUCAAAGUUCGACUCUCAGUUCUUGAUUGGGAUAAGCUUUCUUCGAAUGAUCAUGUUGGAGAUGCGAAUUUCGAUGUCAAUGAGUUAAUCAAGAAUGCGCCAAAGAAAGACGAAAAUACGAGCUUGUAUCCUGAUAAUGCGGGGCAGUCAGACAACGAGAUGCAGGACUUCAGACUCAGCUUGACGACUGAGAAGGAAAUGCCUUGGGAGGCGAAGCACAAUCCUGUGCUAACGGUUCGAGCGAAGUAUCAACCGUACGAUUUGUUGCGUCAGCAAUUCUGGCGACAAUAUCUUAAGCAGUAUGACACGGAUGACAGUGGCAUUAUUUCGAGACUCGAGCUUACUUCUAUGCUGGAUUCACUGGGCUCGACGCUGUCAAGGGAAACGAUUGACGCGUUCUUCGUUAGAUAUGGGAAGAAGCCUGACGAAGAUGAGCUCACGUUUAACGAGGUAAUUCGGUGCCUGGAGGAGGAGCUUUGUCGACCACCAGCUGAGAAGAAGCGCCUUAGCACCGAGGAUGCUGGCGGACCGGAUACUAGUGUGCCGUCUACCCCUUCGCUCUUGAAUAGUGGAAACGGGGUGACUCCUCCUGGCCCAGGUCUUGGUCUUGAGAACAUCGACUUCUCUGGAGCACCAACUCAUCCUACUGCUGUCCGAGAGGAUUCCAUUCCUGUAUACCCGACGGAGCCAAAUCAACAGCCUCUCACUAAAGCUACGCAGCCGAUCAUUGACUCUGCAUCUACGCGGGUUCCUGUCGGAUUCCAGCCUGCGGUCGUUGCUGCUGCUGAUCGACAUACACCAUCAUCGUCUUCCUCAGAUGCGGAUAACGAUGAAUCUUCGGGAAAUAAUUCGGAUGAGAGCUUUGAGCGCGUUAUCAACGUCAAGAAUUGUCCGCUGUGCCAUAAACCGAGGAUCAACUCGAGAGCGGAGGUUGAUAUUGUCACUCAUUUGGCUAUUUGUGCGAGUCAGGAUUGGGCAAGGGUGGAUCGUAUUGUUGUCAAUAACUUUGUGACUGCUAGUCAGGCGCAGAGGAAGUGGUACACCAAGGUGAUCUCCAAGGUUUCUUCUGGAAACUACAAACUGGGCGCGAACUCUGCCAAUAUCAUCGUGCAAAAUAGGAUCACUGGUCAACUCGAAGAAGAGAAAAUGCAAGUGUACGUUAGGCUAGGUAUUCGACUAUUAUAUAAGGGAGCAAAGAGCCGAAUGGAAGGUGCAAGGGCUCGCCGACUUCUCAAAUCACUAUCUAUCAAACAAGGCAUAAAAUACGACUCACCCGAGUCCGCUAAUGAUAUACCCGCAUUCAUUCAAUUCCACAAGCUUAAAGUAGAUGAAAUUCUGGAUCCGCUCGAUUCUUUUAAAACGUUCAACGCGUUCUUCUAUCGAAAAUUAAAACCAGACGCAAGGCCUGUGGAGGCUCCCGAAGAUCCGACGCGCCUUGUCAGUGCCGCCGAUUGUCGUAUGAUGGCAUUUGAGACUGUCAGCGAAGCGACUCGGCUGUGGAUUAAAGGCCGUGAGUUCAGUGUUGCCCGCCUGCUGGGUGAAACGUACCGUGAUCAAGCGGACAAGUACAACGGUGGCGCACUUGCUAUCUUCCGACUUGCACCCCAGGAUUACCACCGGUUCCACUCUCCCGUGGAUGGUAAGAUUGGGCCUAUGACCUACAUUGCUGGGGAAUAUUAUACUGUUAACCCUCAGGCUAUUCGAACGGCACUUGAUGUAUAUGGAGAGAAUGCGCGGAAGAUUGUGCCUAUUGACAGUCCUGUAUUUGGUCGAGUCAUGGCUGUCUGCGUGGGUGCAAUGAUGGUCGGAAGUAUCCUUACUACUGUCCAAGAGGGUGAGGAGGUAAAGCGCGGUCAGGAGUUUGGAUACUUUGCAUUUGGUGGUUCUACUAUUGUGUGCCUUUUCGAAAAGGGUGCCGUUGAGUGGGAUGAAGACCUCUUGAUCAAUGGAAGAGCAUCCCUUGAGACACUUGUCCGAGUAGGUAUGGGCAUUGGUCGCGUACGCAAACCUACUGCUUCGAACGGCAACGGCAGCAGGUCUGGAUCCAGGUCGCCUGCUGUCCAAGCGAAACCGGUCACAUCGUCACCAUUGACUCAGACUCCAGUCUAAUGUAGUCGUCUGUAGGCUCUCAAGUUACCCACCCUCACUCUUGAACUUUUCUUUCGCUACCUUGUUCCCAUAAUAAUUAUUCCCUUACUUUACCUUCUCGUCGUGCGUUCUAUUCAUCGAUUUGAGUUCCAACGCUGCAUAUUAUUCUAUUCCAAUCGUUCUUGCAAUGACCCGCUAUUUAUUCUACUUGAAAUUGAAGGAAGUUUCUGCCGAUAG
This is a messenger RNA of Fomitiporia mediterranea MF3/22, 3789 nucleotides long. RefSeq lists its product as uncharacterized. The transcript has 13 exons. Gene Ontology annotation, biological process: phospholipid biosynthetic process. The record is from RefSeq and is a predicted model, not a curated record. Bases 64 to 3573 code for a protein of 1169 amino acids. Gene Ontology annotation, molecular function: phosphatidylserine decarboxylase activity; calcium ion binding. Lineage: Eukaryota; Fungi; Basidiomycota; Agaricomycetes; Hymenochaetales; Hymenochaetaceae.